AUGACCAGCACAGAACUACGUGAUGUAAACCAACGACUGAGGGACAUCGACGAUCAAAUUGCCGGCACACUUGCCCACGUUGAACGUUUGCGAAUCCAACGUCUCGAUGUCCUCGUUGACUUCAACAGAGAGAGGUCACUCUUCAACCAACUGCCGCCGGAGCUAAUUUGCGAGAUAUUCCGCUUUGCACUACCACCUCCAAACACUCUUCCCCAUCCUCGCAGUGCUCCCAUUCUCCUUACCCACGUUUGCAGACAGUGGCGCAAUAUUGCCGUCUCGUUUUCCGCACUGUGGAAAAACAUAGUGGCUGCCGAAAUCCUCCAUUGCUACCACAAACCCCAUUUGUUGGAAAUGCUGGAGACUUUCUUGAUUCGGGCUGAGAACACCCCGUUGUCCGUGUCUCUUGUCCAGAGUCACCCAACCCCAACUACCUCCUCCCCAUCCAUGUUUGACGGAUCGCGAAGAACGCAGCUGUUCAGAUUGCUGCGCCGCACAUCUCCUCGUUGGCGUGAGUUUGAGAUAGUAAGACCGUUGAGCGAUCUGCCCCUUCUACUCCUCCGCGACGAGCCCUGGGACUUCCCUCAACUCAACAAGCUAACCAUUUUGUUGACACAAGGGACGCGGCCAGAGCGGAAUUCCGCGAAUAUAAACAUGAAGUUGUCGAACCUCACCGAAGCGAAACAACUGCGAGAGGUACAUCUCAUCGGAUUCGCACCCCGCACCCUUCUUCUCCCUUGGUGGCAACUCACCAAGAUCCACAUUGAAAAUCUAAACCCCUCCGAAAUCCUCGACACGCUCUCAUGUGCAACGAGCGUUGUCGAGGCCACGUUUUCAGUUUGGCCUGCUGCUUUCUUCCAUCUUCCUCGCUCUGCUGCAGAAGAUAUACUAACUGGCCGUCCUCGAGCCCUCAAAUCACUAACUAUCACUGGGGAAAACCACAUCACGCCGCUCUUGGACCACCUGCUACUCUACCCAUUCAAAAAAUUCCACAUCUCAUUCGGCCCAGACAACGAAUUCGCACCGCUCGUGCAGUUCAUCACCUCGUUCCCCAACUUGACCGAUGUUUCCAUCGCGGUGGACGCUGCGGUGCCUCUCCCUGAGCUUGGAGUCUGUCUCGAGCAGAUGACGAAAGUCCAGACCCUCGAACUGAGCAUGCGUAACGGACUUAGCAAUACUAAUCUACCCCGCGCACUCGCGACCAACCCCGAGCUGCUCCCCGCUCUCAAAUCACUCACCAUCCGCGAGCACGUGGACAGAUACCACGAGCCCGCGAUCGACACUGCGGUCGUCGCUGAGAUGCUGCGCGCGCGCUGGGAAGGUGGCAAGGGGCUCAGCGAGUUCGUGCUCGUGACGGAUUACAUGUUCUUCGACCAGGACAACUUGAUGCCGUUUGUGGACCUUGCCAAGGCAGGAAUGAAGAUCCGAGUGCAGUCGCACGGAAGCGCCGGUGGGCCCUUCUUGUCGGUGCAUUUAGAUAGCACUUGGCUCAAGGCGUGA
This is a messenger RNA of Mycena indigotica, 1497 nucleotides long. RefSeq lists its product as uncharacterized. Bases 1 to 1497 code for a protein of 498 amino acids. Gene Ontology annotation, molecular function: protein binding. The transcript has a single exon. The record is from RefSeq and is a predicted model, not a curated record. Lineage: Eukaryota; Fungi; Basidiomycota; Agaricomycetes; Agaricales; Mycenaceae.